Eufriesea mexicana is the source of this 1145-nucleotide messenger RNA. It is a transcript of the gene Yif1, whose product is annotated as Yip1d-interacting factor 1. Lineage: Eukaryota; Metazoa; Arthropoda; Insecta; Hymenoptera; Apidae. Gene Ontology annotation, biological process: endoplasmic reticulum to Golgi vesicle-mediated transport. The record is from RefSeq and is a predicted model, not a curated record. The transcript has 4 exons. The coding region runs from base 150 to 1145 and encodes 331 amino acids. Gene Ontology annotation, cellular component: endoplasmic reticulum-Golgi intermediate compartment; COPII-coated ER to Golgi transport vesicle; Golgi membrane.
UGCAACGGAUGACGGGUAUGGCGACGUGUAGCAUGAAUUAUUUUCGACUUUCUUCGUGAAAAUUAUCAGAUUUAAACCCAUACACGACAAAAUUUGUUUGAUAUUUGGUGUUUCUUGAUAAACAGUACAAGCAAGUUAUCCAGGAAAUCAUGAAUUAUAAUCAUUCAGCUGCAGGGCGAGUAGGAAAAUCAAAAAGGUUACUUGACCCAUCUGCUGGUUUAUCUACACCAACAUCUACACCAACAAUGCCCCAGGGUGCAUACGCAUAUAAUCAGCAAAUUCCUAUGGACAAUGGUGUACCUCAAGAAUAUGGUUUCAACGUAUCAGGACAACAGCCUGCACCAUACGGAUUUAAUAUGUCAAUGCCAAUGCAACAAUUCCCACCUGGUGAAAAUCUGGGAAAUGAAUAUUCGUCACCACAAUUUGGGUCACAGAUGUUAGGCCAACCAAUAGUUACAAAUAUGGCUUUACAUUACGGAACUUCUAUAGUAGGAUCUGGAAAACGAAACUUCGAAAAAUAUGUGCCAGUUACAGCUCUUAAAUAUUAUUUUGCUGUUGACACAGACUAUGUUGUUUCAAAGAUAGCUUUGUUGUUUUUCCCAUUCACACAUAAGGAUUGGUCUGUAAAAUACGAACAAGAUGCACCACUACAACCACGUUAUGAAAAAAAUGCACCUGAUAUGUAUAUUCCCACAAUGGCAUUUUUAACAUAUAUAGUUGUGGCUGCAUUAGUUUCAGGAACUCGAGAACAGUUCACUCCAGAACAGUUAAGUAUUUUGGCUAGUACUGCUCUAGCAUGGAGUGUCUUAGAAUUAGUGGUGCACAUUGUAAGUCUUUAUGUAAUGAAUCUUGAAACAAGUCUUUCAACUUUAGAUUUAUUAGCCUAUUGUGGUUACAAAUAUGUCGGUAUUAAUGCAGCUUUAUUAGUUUCAUUACUAUUUCAAAAAUUGGGUUAUUAUAUAGUUUGGCUAUACUUCAGUGCAUCUUUAGCAUUUUUCCUUAUGCGGUCAUUAAAAUUAAGGGUCAUUCCACAAAAUCAUAGUUCAUAUACAGCUUCUGGUAAUAAAAGAAGACUCUAUUUUAUAUUAUUCGUAGCAGGUAUACAACCUGUACUAAUGUGGUGGCUAUCGUAUCAUUUUCUUUAA